Messenger RNA from Candoia aspera, 1914 nucleotides. It is a transcript of the gene TTC38, whose product is annotated as tetratricopeptide repeat domain 38. NCBI's taxonomy places the organism in Eukaryota, Metazoa, Chordata, Lepidosauria, Squamata, Candoiidae. Gene Ontology annotation, molecular function: protein binding. Bases 86 to 1486 code for a protein of 466 amino acids. The transcript has 14 exons. The record is from RefSeq and is a predicted model, not a curated record.
UCUUUCCGAGGGCGGCCCGGCGCCGGCCCCCAGCCCCGUCCCGCCCUCGGAGGCGGCGGCGGCGGCGGCGGCGGCGGCGGGCGGCAUGGCGGCGCUGCGGGACUGCAAGGCGUGGCAGGAUGUGGGACUUUCCCUUUCAACCACAAAUAAUGAGGCUUGUAAAAUGUUUGAUGCUGCGUUGACUCAGUAUGUCACUUGGACGAACGAUCAGAGUCUUGGGGGCCUCGAAGGAACCUUCUCAAAACUACAUGCUGCAGAUCCUAACUUUGUCAUGGGCCAUGCGAUUGCCAAUGGCUUGGUCCUGGUUGGCACUGGCAGUUCGGUGCGGCUGGACAGGAAACUGGAUGAUGCCAUCAAGAAAAUGGUGUCGCUCUCACACUCCCAGCCAUUGACCAAGCGGGAGAAAAUGCACGUCUCUGCCCUGGAGCUCUUCGCUCACGGGCAGAUUGUUAGAGCCUGUGACACGUGGGAACAAAUCCUACAGAGCAAUCCAACUGACAUGCUGGCCCUAAAAUUUGCCCAUGAUGGUUAUUUUUAUUUGGGAAGCCAGACUCAAAUGAGAGAUUCAAUUGCCCGGGUUUAUCCUCAUUGGACCCCAGAUAUUCCGCUUAGUAGCUACAUUAAAGGCAUGUAUGCCUUUGGAUUGGUCGAAACCAAUUUCUUUGACCGCGCUGAGAAGCUGGCCUACGAGGCUUUAGCCAUCAAUCAGAGAGACGCGUGGUCCAUCCAUGCUUUGGCUCAUGUGAAUGAAAUGAAGGCGGAUCUGAGGAGCGGGCUGGCAUUCAUGAAGCAGACGGAAAACAACUGGAAGGACAGUGAUAUGCUUGCUUGCCACAAUUACUGGCACUGGGCUUUAUAUUUUAUUGAAAAGGGUGACUACGAGGCUGCUUUGACAAUUUAUGAUACCCAUAUUGCUCCCAGGUGCCAGCUGAGCGGGACCAUGUUGGAUAUUGUUGACAAUUGUUCCAUGCUAUUUAGGCUUGAAUUAGAAGGGGUUAAGGUGGGCGACAGAUGGAAAGAAGUAAACCAGCUGACGAAGAAACACGCACAGGACCACAUCCUCAUCUUUAACGAUGCUCAUAUUCUGAUGGCCUCCUUGGGUGCUCAGGAUCAAAACACGUCCAAUGAGCUUCUGACCACUUUGCAGGACCUGGCCCGGACUCCUAAGGAAGACCACGAGCUGAGCCUGGUUCCAAAAUUGGGGCUGCCCCUUCUGCAAGCCUUUGUGGAGUUUGAGAAAGGACAUUAUGACAAGGCAGUGGAACUGCUGUAUCCCAUUCGAUACCAGAUUGUGGAAAUAGGAGGGAGCAAUGCCCAGAGAGAUAUUUUUGCCCAGUUGCUGAUUCAUGCUGCUUUAAACAGUAAAUCUAAAGCUAACCAAAAACUUGCUAGAUGCCUCCUUAUAGAACGUGAUGAACUCAGACCAAAUUCGCCAUUAACUGAACGACUGAUGCGGAAAACAGUAGCUCUUCAUGCCCUGGGAUAAGCCCAACAUUUUGUACAAGUUUCGAGCCAAGGAGAUAGUUGGUGUCCAGACUUGCAUAAAUCCCAAACUAACACAGGUCUUAGGAAAGUAGUAUUUUGGAGAUUUACCCUUGCUUAAUUUUGUCCUGUCUUGAUCUUGUCCUACUUAGUUUAUUGAAUGAGGGCUGUUCCCGUGCUUCUCUACAGAAGCAAAAUGCAGCCAGAUAAAGAGGGUAUCUGCUCAUGUUCUGUUGGCAAUGCUAAUUUACAAAUAAUACUAUUAAAAAGAAUCAGUGGGGUACAAUUAAAUGCUUCUGGCCUGCAGAGCCAUAAGCCAAACAUUUGUUCAGAAAGCACAGAUGUAUUGCCUGUUAAAUUCUGGAUGUCAAAUGUAUAGAUGCGCACAAUCAUUUUAUGUAAUAAAUAUGUCAAUGAGAAGUACCAUCAAAA